AUUACAUCGGUGCUUUUCCACCCAGACUUAAGCUGGGCGCAUGCAGGUCCGGGACACUUCCCAGCCGGACACACGCAGGCAGCGGUCAUGCCCGCUCACGGAGCCGCGCUCUGCCAGUACCAGUACUAGUACCAGUACUAGUCAGUGAUCAUGGGGACCGAGGAGGACACCAUGCUGCGGAUCGCCGCCACCGCUACACAGACCCAGCCCCGGGACCUGAGCCGGGACCUGGAGCCGGCCGCGGCCGCGCACGAGUGCCGGCCGGCGGGGCUCGGGGACCCGCAGCUGCUGCUGGCCCUGGGGGGCCACAGGCUGCAGCCCGGGACCCUGGCCCGGCUGGUGGACCACUUAUCGGACAGUGUACGGGUGCAGAGCCGGGGGGACCGGGGGGAGCAGGACCGGGGGUCCCGGGACCCGGAGCUCUCCUGCGGGCUGUGCCUCAGCUUCCUGUUCGAGCCCGUCACGCUGCCCUGCGGACACUGCUACUGCAAGCGCUGCCUGGAGCGGGAGAGACGGGAGAAGGGGCGGCCGGCGGGCUGCCGGCGCUGCCCCCGCGGGGUAGAGGAGGAGGACGCUGGUUCCCCCCUGCCCUACCGGGUCACCGUGGUGCUGGGCCAGCUGCUGGCCCGGCUGGCCCCCGCCCUGCAGCUGGCCGGCCGGCUGCGACGGGAGGGCAACGGGCUGUACGCGGAGAGGAGGAUGGCGGCGGCGCUGGACACGUACGACCGCGCCGUGCUCAUAGCCCCCACAGACCACAUACUGUUCAGUAACCGCUCCCAGAUCCACUCCACGCUGAAGCACCAUGAGAAGGCGCUGAGGGACGCUGAGGUGGCCUGCAGGCUGAUGCCCCGGUGGUCCCGGGGUCACGCCCGGAAAGCCCAGGCCCUGACGUCGCUGGGCAGGACGGAGGAGGCUCUGAGAGAGUACCUGGUCUGUCUGUCCAUAGAGCCCGACUGCCGAUCGGCCAAGUCGGACGCCCUAAAGCUUCUCAGUGAUUUCCUGGCCCCGCUCUCGGAUCAGGUCCCUGAACGCAUCUCAGACUUCGCCAACAUGCUGUCUUCCAGAGCACACGUCAAAACCGGCAUGGGUGCUUCCUUCCAGACCCUCAGUCCCAGCUCGCUGCCUUCAGCGUCCAGUCUGUCCCUCAGCGUUCCUGCACCUGAGACGCCAGUAGAUAGUCCCGAACAACCUGAGAGCAGGAGGAUCGAGCCCUGUCUCCCCAUCAAACGGAAGCGAAGGAACACUGAGGAGGACGAGGAGCACCAGGGGAAGAAAUGGAGACCCAGUGAGCUUCCAGCGGAGCACAGACACGCUCUCCCCACCAGCAGGACUGGGUGUUCCCCGCCUGAUCCCGUCUGUCCAGAGCCGGCGGAGGCGCCGGGCUCGCUGGGCUCGGUGGUCGGAGACCUCUUGGACCCGCUGGAUCUGGAGUGUUCUCUCUGUAUGAGACUGUUCUACGAGCCGGUGACGACGCCCUGCGGUCACACCUUCUGUCUGCGCUGUCUGGAGAGAUGUCUGGACCACAACCCCAAGUGUCCCCUCUGCAAGGAAGAGCUGUCUGAGUACCUGGUCCAGAGGCAGUACUGCAAGACGGUGCUGGUGGAGAACCUGAUAUCCAAGUAUCUUCCCGCCGAGUUCAGGGAACGGCAGAAAAUCCACCAGGAGGAGAUGGCGGAAUUUUCCAAUCUUAACAAGAAUGUGCCUAUAUUCGUGUGCACCAUGGCCUUCCCCACCGUGCCGUGCCCCCUCCACAUCUUCGAGCCCUGCUACAGGCUGAUGAUCCGCCGCUGCAUGGAGACGGGAACCAACUGCUUCGGCAUGUGUCUGGGAAACGACCUGAACGGGUACGCCGACUACGGAUGCCUGUUGGAUAUCCGCGACGUCAAGUUCUUCUCUGACGGCCGGUCCGUGGUGGACACCAUCGGCAGACGCAGGUUCAAGGUCAUCCGGCACAGCGAGAGGGAUGGAUACAACACGGCGGACAUCGAGUACCUGGAGGAUGUUACGGUGGAGGGGGAGGCGGAGCGCGAGCUGCAGUCGCUGCACGACGCCGUGUACAACCAGGCCCUGGUCUGGGUGAACUCUCUGAAGGCCGAGCAGAAGGAACGUAUCGAAGGACACUUUGGACCCAUGCCGGAGAAAGACCCAGAACUUCAGGCCAGUCCCAACGGGCCGUCCUGGUGCUGGUGGCUGAUAGCCGUUCUUCCUCUGGAGGGCCGAGCCCAGCUGCAGUUCCUCGCCAUCAACUCUCUGAAAGAUCGCCUCAGCGGCAUCCGCAAAGUGCUGCUCUUCAUGGCCCAGAGCAAGCACCGGUGAUGGGCAGAAGGAAACCCAAGGCCCAGCCCAGCCCGCUCUUCCCUGGGAUCCACAAAGAAGCCCCGUCGUUGCAGCUUCAAAGGCGUAGCGUGGAUUUCCUCUACAAACCAACAUCAAACCUAAAAAGGCAACGACAAUGUGUUAAGCUCUUCCACGCGUCGUCUUCUCAACGCAGAAAAGCACAAAGGACGGAGGACGUGCGAGCCUAAGCUGCGUUCAAACAGGACUUGAAUGGGAUUUCUUAACCUCAAUGUCAUUAUGUUUUACAGACGUGUCAGGAAAUGGGUUGAGUCUCAUCACUGUAGCUAACUCUGUUUGUUUAACUGAUCCCUGAGCACUGCGAAGACAAGUCUGUCCCGCCGGCCCUGCGUUUACAAGCAGUACUUUGUAGUUUGGUUGGAGUAUUUUCAUCACUUCACAUCUCCAAAAGCUGAAAUUUCCUGUUUGAACAUAGCUUUAAAAGCAAAGAUGACACCGAUUCUCCCAUUUUUAGAAACGUAGACAACUAUCUAGUGUAAAUCUACAGUCACUUCCGCCAGUAACUGCUGCAAAUGUACAGAAAAAGCUCUUCCAGAGACCAAACUAUCAAUCACUUUUAUGAUCAUGCACUCAAGACAGAUGAGGGGUUUGUGUUUUAUAGGCAUUAAACACGAUUACUUUCUAAUGAACUCAACCUCUGAACGGAGUUGGAAUCACGGAUAGAUCUGAGUCCGGCCUGUCCGCACUUGUGCUGCGUCCGUGUUGACAGCUUCCCCGUCUUCCAGCGUCUCGUCUUCCUGCAGUGCUUCCUGUGUUCGCUCCGUUUCUGCCUCUUUCACAACGAAUGGACAACAGUGGACUGAAAUUGUGUACGUUGUGAUGUUUCUCUUGGACUAUCGAUCGUGUUUGGAGCGUCCUUUUCUGUGUUUUGGAUUUGUUUUUCAUUAUUUAUUUUAUUAUUUAUGCAUUCAGUGAUAUUGUUUACAUUUCACUAUGAGAGGGAUGCGGAGGUACUCACUUUCCAAAGGCUUUUUUUUGUUAAACAUCGGACUCCAGCAAUCACCCAAGUCAUCCGUGCGACGCUGUUCCAGCCACCGCCGGACCCUCGUGUCCAGAUUUCCUCCCUCCAGCUUUUAUCCACGUCCCAAACCCGUGACUGUGGACGUACCUCCAUUCCCUCGCUGUCCGGAGCCCCGCAGAGAGAGAAACAGUGCAAUCAUUCCCACCAACAUUUGGAUUGCUUCUAUUUAUGCAGUAUUUAUUCUUUUAUUCUGACUUUCUUUGCACUUCCAUUUCAACUAAGGGAAACAUUCGAUGACGGCAGGCCUCUGUUUUUGUUGGUCCGAGUACUAAAUCCCUCCCGGGUGGUUGGACUCUCCACCUGCAGCACCUGCUACAGAGCGUACGGGCCAGUGCCUUCCACACACAGACGAUCGUAUUCGCUCUGGUCACAAACCAGCGCGUUUUUUUUUUUACAUUUACAAGUCCUUUUCUUUCUUUUUUUUUUAAAGAAAAGGGGUUUAUUGAAAACAACGGCACAGGAUCAAUCGAACUAAAAUCGGAGGAAACUUCCAGACAUAUUUUUAAAGAUGAAUAUGUUUAAAAAAAACAAGAAAACCACCCAACCUCGAGGCCUUGCUGAUGUCUGUGACAUGAUUGUUUUUAUGUGGCAAAAGCGGAUCUCUGAGUUUGCUUUGCUUUUGAAAUAUUUUAUUUUGUGUUUAAUUUUUACGUGUUUCUUUCUUAGUAAUGUUUGUAUUUUACAACUGGUUUGUCCUAGAACAGGAAGUGUUAUUGCGAAUCACCCACGUGGGAUUAUUUUGUAAAGGGCCAAAGCUAUGUCAUCCUGAUAAAAUGUGGGUGUGGUGUUCACACACAGUUUAACCUGUUCAACACAAUCUGAUGGUCGAAACGACACAAACUGCAGUUCUUUUAUCAUGCACUAUGAUCAUGGAUUUGUACUUUAUCGUGGGUUAAAUCCCACACGGAGGCAUUUGUGUGUGAGACAACUGUAAUCCUGAUCAUUGUUAAAUGAGAACUGCUAAAUAGUUCAUAUUAUAGUUCAAAAUGUACGAGAAAAAGGGAAUAAAAGUUAAAUCCAGCUGCACAUCCCGUCUAAAACAUAUCACUGAAACAUAUCAGACAGGUGGUUAGGUGAGUUUCCUGAUCGAUGUGAAUGGGUUAAAGGGAAUUUUUGAAGUGGAUAAAGUUGAGUAAAUGUACACAGACAAAAGGAGGAAUGUUGCUUAAUUAUAAUAAUAAUGAUGAUAAAACGGAGUGUCUGUUUUGAGUUGGACAUCUUUCAUACUCGUAAUGGCAGCAGAAGCAUGUGACGAGGCGACUGUUCAUUUAUUUACAUAACUGUUACCAAGACGACGCUUUAGUGUCUCAAAUACUCCAGUUAUCUCUCUCCUUCGUCACUAAAAUGUCAACUGAUAAAAGCUGGAUCCAAGUUUGAUUCUCUUCAUCAUUUAUAACAGACAAUAUUGUAUUUUUCUCCAAUUCAAACUAUGAAGAUGUUCUCUAAAAGCAUCUAAUAGGGACUAAUAUUGACUUGCCAUUGUCAUUAUUUAUGCGACCCACAGUGUUUAAGAUAUAAAGAUAUAGCUACCACUGAGGGCCUUUUCAGGUUUUUUAUUUUCAGUAAUAACUGAAGAGCAUGAAAGGUAAUAAUUUAUGGAAGCUUACUGUUUAAUGUUUCUCUCCAUACUUGAUCUAGUCUCCACACGCUGGUUUCAGCUUCUUGUUUUGUGCAGAUUUUAGCCACCGACACGUCUCGGGAAACUAAAGUAGCCUAUUUUCCAAAAGUGCUUUUCUCAGGCCGACUGUACGGCACGCAGAACAACUCUGGAGUAAAAGUUAGGUCCCCAACUAUGAAGUUAUGUACCUAACUUAAUAGUUGGGAAGGUAACUGCUGCCACCGUAACUCAGAGGUGGAAGAGCACCGGGGAGUGACUAGAUCUGUCACCUACGAGCAGCUUCAGUCUCUCCAGACGGCUGACAGUUAACAGCAGCUCCAAAUCUUUCUGUUCGUGCUGGAGAAAAAUAACAGAAAUAUGACAGCUUUUUUUUUUUAAUUUAUUUAUUUUUUCAUUGCAAUUCCUUAGAUUGGGUUGUGACGGAGAUGAAUUCAGAAGAAGUUGUCCAAGCAACCACACGGGUUAUAAGCUAAGAUGCAGCUGACUUGGAAAUAAGACAAUUGCCUCCUCGUCAAGGACUGAAUCCUUAAGCAUUUUUUUUUGACGGGUUCAAGAGUGUCGAUUUGAUAUUUUGUAGCAAACUCGUCUCAUAACUGUGAACAUGCUGAUACACUGGUAAAAACAUUUCUGACUGUUUCCUGGUGCUGAGUCACAGAAGCAGAGUGCACAGAGCCUUGAGCGUAGACGUGCAGUUAUCUGGCUACGCACUAAUGAUAAGAUAUCGUCUAUUACCCAUUAAAAUACUGAUCUGACAGAAGUCACUCCUCCUUUGAAGAAGCGUAAUUACCUCUUAAAUACUUCUGGAGCACUUGUGGAGCAGCAGAAAGUUCAGUGAUGCUAUCUGAUCUAAUUUUAUUCAGUUCCUGUUGUUUAAUCUUUGUACAUAAAGUGGGAUUUGAGAUUGUAAACAAAUAUUUUGUAUCAUAUUUCCAUCAUCAUAAUGUCGCCUCAAUCAUUAAGAUAAAAAUAAUAGUAAUGGUUUAGGUUUGUGGGAUUGUUUUUUGAAAAAUUAUGCAAAACAUUGGCACUUAAAAAAAUCAGUUUUCAGGUAAAUGGAGCAACUUCAUGGAUGUAAGGUCAUUUCUUGGUCUCUAGUUUUUCAUGAAAACCUUCCUUGUAACAUCUUGGGAAGUUUCAUGUAAAACUCAGUCACCAGUUGCUCCUGACGUGUUUAAAAUAUCCCAAUAUCUGCAGUAGCCUCAGUUACUACAUGCUCACAGAAGGUGAAUGUGUUUGACAUCUUGAUGUUUUCUGUUUACGUCUGUUUUUGACGGUAAAACCUGAGUAUGCAAUUGUUUGCAAGGUUGGGUACGUUGUGAAUAAACCUGAAGGUUUUGGUUCCCGGUCCUUUUGAGGACCAGGAACAAAC
Messenger RNA from Cololabis saira (Pacific saury), 6363 nucleotides. RefSeq names its product LON peptidase N-terminal domain and RING finger protein 3-like. Bases 151 to 2316 code for a protein of 721 amino acids. Gene Ontology annotation, molecular function: protein binding; ubiquitin-protein transferase activity. The transcript is spliced from 11 exons. Gene Ontology annotation, biological process: protein ubiquitination. The record is from RefSeq and is a predicted model, not a curated record. NCBI's taxonomy places the organism in Eukaryota, Metazoa, Chordata, Actinopteri, Beloniformes, Belonidae.